UCUUAAGAUUCUGCUAUGUACCCACUUCCCUCUGUCCAGUGGUCUGUCUGGCUAAGAACAAAACGCUUCUAAAAAAAUGGUUGCAACAAUUGCCUUUUCCUCAGCAAAAUCGACCAUUUUGCAGAACCCAGUAGUAGUUCGGAGAGACCCAAGUUGUAGUUUCUUUGGUGGGUCGUUGAAAUUGAAGGGCCUGUGUGUACAGCCGAGAGCAAGAAACAAGAGCGGAGAUGGCCUCAGUUUGGUCGUCGCUGCUUCAGCAAAUGCCAACAUCACAAAUACUAACAGCAGCAGCAGCAAUGGAGGCACAUUCUACUUCAACAUUACAGGCUUCCCUUUCCCUCUUGGUCCCUUCCUCAGAAGACGCACUAUUAGGACUGAGGCUGUGAAAGGCUGUAUAUGGUUGCUUGAGCAAGAGCAAGCAUUGGGCUUCAGCAGUGUCUCAACAAACAUUAGAAUGACGGUCAUCAAACUCAAAUCCGGCGGACUGUGGAUCCACGCACCCAUUGCUCCAACCAAGGAAUGCAUUCAGCUUGUGAAAGAGCUAGGAGCUCCAGUAGAAUACAUUGUCCUGCCUACAUUUGCUUAUGAACACAAAAUUUUUGUGGGCCCGUUUUCUAGAAAGUUCCCUCGGGCUCAGGUUUGGGUGGCACCAAGGCAGUGGAGUUGGCCAUUGAACUUACCAUUGGAGUUUUUCGGGAUCUUUCGUUCUAAAACGCUAAAAGAUGAAGACUUGUCCAGCCCAUGGGCUGAUGAGAUUGAGCAGAAAGUUCUAAGCUCGCCAGAAGUUGGUAUUGGACCAUAUGUGGAGGUAGCUUUCUAUCAUAAGCCGUCGAGAACACUACUCAUAACAGAUGCAGUAAUUUUUGUUCCAAGGAAGCCACCCGAGUGUAUAAGCAAAGAAUCGUUGUUGGCAUCUGCAAAGAAUGGUUUGGCUGUGAAAAUUCUAAGUAAAGGAAAAGAAGUCCCCAAUGAACCAGUAGUUGACAACAAGAUGAACCGUCAAAAAGGGUGGGAAAGAAUGGUUCUCCAAAUCUUAUUUCUUGGUCCAUCAAAUCUGUUGGAACCCAAUGCUACCUUUGCUCAGAUGUCUCAGAAGCUGAUUGUUUCACCAAUUGUGAAGACUCUGGUCUUUAGUAAAGUUCCUGAAAAGGUGAGGGAUUGGAUUGAUAGAAUCACACGGGACUGGAGGUUCAAGAGAAUAAUCCCUGCUCAUUUUGCUGCUCCAAUCAAUGCAAAUAGGUCUACUUUCUUAGCUGCAUUUGCGUUUCUGGAUGACUUGUUGGGUGAGAGUUACAUAACUCGUCCAACGCUGUCUCUUCUCUUCACAUCGCUAAUGGGAAAGGCCGCAAGUUACUUCCCACCAGAUGACAUGAAGACUUUGUCAUCCCUUGAUGAAUUUCUAGUCUCGGUGGGAGCCGUGAAGAAAACAGUUUCAGGCCGGAAACGAUAACACAAACAUGGAUAUUUUAGGCUGCCAAGCUGCUUGUUGAUACUUCUACACCUAUUAUAGUUACAAAUACAUGGAUAUUUUAGGCUGCUGUGGGUGAUAUCUCUCAAUCCUUUUGCUUUCUCUUUGAAAACAAAAUUGUAAUCUUCUUGUCUAGAAAGUUCGCUGUAAUGGAAAGAAAUCUGUCAAAGGUAUUGCUUUGGAAUGGAGAUUCUCCUAUGCAAGCUUGGUUGUAUUAUGUAUUCCAUGGUCUUUCCCACCGAGUCAAGACUAUGUUUGGUAGGAUGGAUAGAAAAGAGGAAGG
This is a messenger RNA of Morus notabilis, 1751 nucleotides long. RefSeq lists its product as uncharacterized. NCBI's taxonomy places the organism in Eukaryota, Viridiplantae, Streptophyta, Magnoliopsida, Rosales, Moraceae. The transcript has 6 exons. The record is from RefSeq and is a predicted model, not a curated record. Bases 77 to 1450 code for a protein of 457 amino acids.